CUGAGUAUUCUCAACUUACUACUAUUAGACACUAUCUAUCGUGUAUCGUUCCAAAAUCGACGUAUCAAACCAUUUUAAUCACCGUGAAAACAAGAUGGUGAAGAUAAUGUUACAAGUCGCUGUACUCGUAUUGACUACUUUAGUGGCCAUUACUUUUGCUGAAUACGAUGCUACAUCUUACGCGUUUUACCAUCCAAAAUUUGAAAACACCCAUCAUGAUGGACACGACCAUUACGCACCUCCCCAUUACUCGUACAAGUACGGCGUCAAAGAUCCGCACACUGGCGACCAUAAACACCAGUCGGAGCACCGGGAGGGCGACGUAGUGCACGGCGAAUACAGCGUGGUGGAGCCGGACGGUCGUGUACGCAAGGUGACUUACACGGCGGACAAGCACAACGGGUUCAACGCGCACGUCCACCACGUGCAUCACGCCCACCACCCGCAACACUACGGACACCACGAAGAGGAAAACAUUAAGAACUUAUUCUCGAUGGCUUGUAUGUUACAGAUUGUUGUGAUCGCCCUGAGCGCGCUGACGACAUUGACGGCUGCCUAUGACGCCUCAUCGUACGCCUAUUACCAUCCGAUAUUCCAUCACACCCAACACCAUGGACACGACUAUUACUCUCCACCUAAGUACACGUUCAAGUACGGCGUCAAAGACCCACACACAAAAGACGACAAACACCAGUGGGAGGAACGGGACGGAGACGUAGUGCACGGUGGUUAUAGCCUGGUUGAACCGGACGGUCGUAUCCGAAAAGUGACGUAUACGGCUGAUAAGCACAAUGGAUUCAACGCACACGUCCACUACGAAAACCACGCUCACCACCCUCAAGUCCAUCACCACCAUGGUCAUCACCAUCACCGCCAUCAGAAUCGCGGUGGACGUCAACAGCUGUUUUGAGCGAUCUGCAUGCAAGAUUGCGUACUGGGACUUAUCUAAACCCUAAUCGAAAUUUAUUGUUAUCGUUAUCUAGUAUUUUAUAAUAUUAUAUGGAAUUUUUAUUAUUGUUAAA
Molecule: messenger RNA, 1022 nt
Organism: Melanaphis sacchari
Lineage: Eukaryota; Metazoa; Arthropoda; Insecta; Hemiptera; Aphididae
Product: histidine-rich glycoprotein-like
Exons: 6
Coding region: 95-910 (271 amino acids)
Cellular component (GO): extracellular matrix
Source: RefSeq, a predicted model, not a curated record